UAUAUUAAUAUUUUUUACUUCUCUAUAUACAUUUGUAUUGAACUCAAAACAUAUUUAACAUAAUUUAGACCAACAAAAGUAUGGAUAAGAUCUUGAUGUUUCCUCGAGAAUUCAAACAAUUGACCGUUCAGUUUGGUCGUUGGUGGUCAAUAUUUUAAAGGAAGCGCCACUUACCAAUGCCUUCAUUGUCAUUGAGACACCAUCUAAUGGCGAAGAGGCUCAGACCCACCCCACCCUCCACUCCCUCCGCCAAGCCAUCGCCAUCGCCAUCGCCACCGUCAUUGCCGCCGUCUCCUCCGACCCCUCAACUCUUCCAUUCAAAGCCCACCACCGUGUCCCUCCGCCACUCAUCCAACGAUCGAAGCAAAACCCUAACCCACCUCGUAUCCCCCGCAUCCGCAUCAUCCUCCAACUGGGUCUCUCUAAAUCUCACCAGAUCAGACCUCUCUUUGCCUCUCACUUUCCCCACCGGCCAAACCUUCCGCUGGAAACAAACCAGCCCCCUUCACUUCACCGGCGUUGUUGGGCCUCAUCUUAUCUCUCUCACCCAUCUCCCAAAUGGCGACGUUUCAUAUUGCCUUCACUUUUGUUCUACAUCCUCCUCCUCCUCCGCCGCCGCCGCCGCCAGAUUGGCCUUGCUUGAUUUCCUUAACGCCGGUAUCUCCCUAAGAGCCAUUUGGGAGGUCUUCUCGGCGGCUGAUCCAAGAUUCGAUGUCUUGUCUUGCCAUUUGGAGGGGGCUCGAGUUCUCAGGCAAGACCCACUCGAGUGUUUGAUUCAGUUUUUGUGUUCUUCAAAUAACAAUAUUGGAAGAAUCACCAAAAUGGUGGAUUACAUCUCAUCACUUGGGAAUCAUUUGGGUAAUAUUGGAGGCUUUGAUUUCCAUGAAUUCCCCUCUUUGGAGAGGCUAUCCUUGGUCUCUGAGGCUGAGCUUAGAGAGGCAGGCUUUGGUUACAGGGCUAAAUACAUAAUUGGCACUGUGAAAGAACUAAAAGGCAAACCUGGGGGAGGUGCAGAAUGGCUUCUGUCUCUUCGUGAUUUGGAUCUCGACGAAGUGAUUGAAGCCCUUACAGCUUUACCGGGCGUGGGUCCAAAGGUAGCAGCUUGUGUUGCUCUCUUCUCUCUCGAUCAGCACCACGCCAUUCCUGUUGACACACACGUCUGGCAGAUAGCUACUAGGUACCUUGUCCCUGAGCUUGCUGGUGCCCGUCUAACGCCAAAGCUGUGCAAUCGUGUGGCUGAGGCAUUUGUCAGCAAGUAUGGAAAAUAUGCUGGUUGGGCUCAAACUCUGCUCUUCGUCGCUGAUUUACCUCAACAGAAGGCCCUCUUACCUGCAAGUCUUGAGUAUACCAAAAGGAAAAAAUCUACAAAGGAGCAGAUAGAAAAGGCACAUACUGGUAAAUAUAGAUCAAUGUGAAUAGGUAUAUUAAGUUGGUCUCAGGCUUUUGACAUUAAUGUUAAUUCCGAUUUCUUGUAGAGCAAGAUCCAUAGGUGUUGGCAUAGCUCUUGAAAUUCGUUCGGGUUUGCUUUGGCUCGUUGACAUAUUCUCCUGGAGGAAGAAUUCAAAAUGUAAUCCCCAUGUUUGGGGAAGUCCUACAUUCCAGCCUUCUACUAAUUGUGAUCUAGUUAAAGAAGAUGAAUUUUCUGUGACUAGAGAACUGUGGUUUCAUUUCAUUGACAUGAAUCAAUUAAUAAUUGAAGUAUUGCAUGAUUGUUUCUAGGACUCCUAAAAGAAUGAAAUAAGCUGUGGUCAUGGAGAUGAUUAUUGCUAAAGCUAUGUAUCUAUUGAAAGCUACUGUGAAUUAUCUUGCCAUGUGCUUCAUUCAUGCUAGACAUCUUCCAUCAUUUAUGUGCAUUGUGCAUCAACCAACAGUGUUUUGGUGACAAAUGGACAUGGAUCGCCUCUAAAGUUCCGAUUCGAGAUUGGAAUCACGCAUUUAGCCCUCCCCAGACACGCCUGAAACAUCACAAAGCUUUCAUGAAAUUACUCACAUGUUCUACAAUGGCUCUGGAGUUUGGCGAGUGACACAUUCCAACAGCGUAGCUUUGACAGUCACCAGACGGUGUCCCAAAGCUUGCAAAUAAGAUGUUGGAGAUGUUCUUGUUAGUAGGGCAGCUUAAUCGGACCUUAGGCCUUCUGCUUUUGUUCUUUGUUCUACUUGCCCUCUGUUUCUUUGCACUCAUCCAUGAAGCUACUAGAGGAUAAUGUGAUUCAGACACUUGCCCACAUGUUUUGCUAAUUGAAACAGAAUCCAAAGAUAUCCCAACUGGGUUUCCUGUU
Messenger RNA from Cucurbita maxima (winter squash), 2279 nucleotides. Its product is annotated as N-glycosylase/DNA lyase OGG1. Gene Ontology annotation, biological process: nucleotide-excision repair; base-excision repair; base-excision repair, AP site formation. The coding region runs from base 177 to 1415 and encodes 412 amino acids. Gene Ontology annotation, cellular component: nucleus. The transcript is spliced from 4 exons. Gene Ontology annotation, molecular function: 8-oxo-7,8-dihydroguanine DNA N-glycosylase activity; damaged DNA binding. NCBI's taxonomy places the organism in Eukaryota, Viridiplantae, Streptophyta, Magnoliopsida, Cucurbitales, Cucurbitaceae. The record is from RefSeq and is a predicted model, not a curated record.